Rhea pennata is the source of this 972-nucleotide messenger RNA. Its product is annotated as D-beta-hydroxybutyrate dehydrogenase, mitochondrial-like. Lineage: Eukaryota; Metazoa; Chordata; Aves; Rheiformes; Rheidae. Gene Ontology annotation, cellular component: intracellular membrane-bounded organelle. Bases 1 to 972 code for a protein of 323 amino acids. The transcript has 4 exons. The record is from RefSeq and is a predicted model, not a curated record.
AUGUGGGCCGCGGCUCUUCUCCUCCUCUUCCUCCUGCUGCUGCUGCUGCUGCCGCCGCUGCGGCGGCGCGGGGCGGCCGCGGCGGCGCUGGAGCCGGCCGGCCGGGCCGUGCUCAUCACGGGCUGCGACAGCGGCUUCGGGCACCUCCUGGCGCUCCGCCUCCACCGCCUCGGCUUCACCGUCUUCGCCGGCUGCCUCUGCCCCGGCGGCGAGGGGGCGCGGCGGCUGGAGCGGGAGGCCGCCGGCGCCGGCCGCCUGCGCGUCCUGCGGCUCGAUGUCACCCGCGCGCGGGACGUGCUGGCCGCCAAGGAGCUGGUGCUGCGCAACCUGCCCGAGCACGGUUUCUGGGGGCUUGUGAACAAUGCAGGAAUAUCAACAUUUGGCGAAACAGGGUGGCUGUCUAUGGAGAAAUAUGAAAAAUUUGCAGAUGUGAAUCUCCUUGGAAGCAUCAGAACAACCCUGGCCUUUCUUCCUCUUCUAAGGAAAUACAAGGGACGCAUUGUUUUUAUGUCCAGCAUUAUUGCCUAUUUUACUCUGGGAAAUGGCAUUUAUUCCAUGACCAAGGCAGCUAUUGAAAAAUUCUGUGAUGCUCUAAGACUGGAAAUGAAGAAGUUUGAUGUUCUGGUCUGUAUUAUUCAGCCAGGAAAUUAUGCACGUUCUACAAAAAUUCAACCACCAGUCAGUGCAGAAGAGAUUUGGAGUGAACUCAGUGAAGAGGAAAAGGAAGUUUACAAUAAAGAAUAUGUCCAAGAGCGGGCAAACUUUUUCAACAACAUUCUCAAUGAAGGAAGUACUAAUGGCAAUGAAGUUGUAGAUGCUAUGGUACAUGCUUUAACAUCUCCUGCACCCAAGGCACGUUAUAUGGUUGCAAGGCUAAAGGAAAAACUACUGGUGUUUGUAUGUGCUUUGUUUCCUACUGUUGUGAUGGAUUCCGUUUUAUCUUAUGCACUGAGUAACGUAAAACUCACAUAG